Messenger RNA from Metarhizium album ARSEF 1941, 318 nucleotides. RefSeq lists its product as uncharacterized. The record is from RefSeq and is a predicted model, not a curated record. The coding region runs from base 1 to 318 and encodes 105 amino acids. Lineage: Eukaryota; Fungi; Ascomycota; Sordariomycetes; Hypocreales; Clavicipitaceae. The transcript has a single exon.
AUGUGGUCCGCAAAACUGCCCAAAGCUCGAUUCCCGUCGCGCCCCGACGCCCUAGUGCCGCUCACGGCGAUGCCUGCGCGACCCUUCUGCAUCAGCGCACGGCUGCUAGCUGCCAAGAAGAAAUCAACACCCGCCACGUCUUCGCAGGUCCACAAGCCGCACCCUACCGAGUCGGAAGAGGAUGUCGCGGCCGAUCGAUCGCCCCUUGAUCCCCUUGACGCCCCCAAAGCGGGCAACGUGAAGGCCGAGGCGGCAGCAGGCUCUGGGAAGGCGAAGUCAUCUUCAAGCGGGCAGAAGCCGAAGACGGAGUCAAAGUAA